Molecule: messenger RNA, 843 nt
Organism: Cyclopterus lumpus (lumpfish)
Lineage: Eukaryota; Metazoa; Chordata; Actinopteri; Perciformes; Cyclopteridae
Gene: apoc2
Product: apolipoprotein C-II
Exons: 4
Coding region: 103-396 (97 amino acids)
Biological process (GO): lipid transport; lipid metabolic process
Cellular component (GO): chylomicron
Molecular function (GO): enzyme activator activity
Source: RefSeq, a predicted model, not a curated record
CUGGGAGUGACAAGUCAACACAUCCUCACUCCUAUAUAAACAGGUUGGGCCAGUGGUGCCUCUUACUCUGUUUCUGAAGAGGAAUACAACACGCGUUACAGCAUGACUAAACUGCUGGUCAUUACUGUGCUGGUUGCACUCCUCGCUCUCAGCGCUGAAAGCUUCCGUAUGCCGAGGCAGGCUGCCGAGGAGCAGGGCACGCUGACCAAGAUAUCAGACACCAUCAAGUCCUACUAUGCCAACGCCGUCAACACGGCCAGCGGAUACCUGGAUGACAUCAAGGGCCUGAAGCUGGAGGAGAAGGCAGUGAACCUUUACACUGAUACCACCACGGUCAUUGGCACCUACGCUGGCAUUGCACAAGACCAGUUGUAUCACAUCUUUUACCAGAAAUAAACAAAAACUGAUCUCCAAUGACCUCAUCUACCUUUUCUGACAGCGUGAGAACUUUCGAGCGCCACACGGUGAGGCCCAUUUUUGACAUUUUGAACUUCGUUCGUAUCUCCUCAUCCAAGCCUUAGAACCUACAAAGGGCGUCUUAAAAAAUGGUGGACUCUUUGUUCUUUGUGGCGCUUACUUGGGAAACUGCAGGAAAGGAAGAUAACCAGCCAACAGGGACUGUGAUCCUUUGUAAAAACAACAGCUUGCACAGAGGAAACAAGCUCACCUUAUUAAAGUACCAACACAUUUCUCCCUGGCUCUCAGAGUUGAGAAACCACCAGCCAUCAAAAUAAUACAAAUAAUUUAAUGAUCUAUCGCCACCCACUGGUGUUUGCAGUCAUCCCUCAUCCGGAUACAUUUAAAUAUGUGUGUCAUAUCUUGAAAUAAAAUAUUUAUACAACA